Molecule: messenger RNA, 1302 nt
Organism: Talaromyces amestolkiae
Lineage: Eukaryota; Fungi; Ascomycota; Eurotiomycetes; Eurotiales; Trichocomaceae
Exons: 7
Coding region: 1-1302 (433 amino acids)
Biological process (GO): secondary metabolite biosynthetic process
Molecular function (GO): FAD binding
Source: RefSeq, a predicted model, not a curated record
AUGCCCUCCAGUACGCAGCCAGAAGUGCUCAGUAUUGCCAUAAUUGGUAGUGGACCUGGCGGGCUCUCUGCUGGAAUCGCCCUUUCUCAACUACCUAAUGUCUAUGUGAGAAUAUUUGAGAAGGCGCCCGCGAUAUCAGAUCUCGGUGGAGGUAUCAGCAUCAACCACAAUGGCUGGAAAGUGCUAGAGUACCUUGGCGCCAGAAAAGCAGUUACCGGCGCAGCGACCGUUCCAACUGUACAGAGAAAUGCGUACACUGGAGAAGUCGUUGACCCCGGCUUCAAGCAUAACCCAAACGAUCUGUAUCAAGCUCGUAGGACCCGGAGGUCGCGUCUGCAGAAUGCCCUAUACACCGAAGUUCCGAAAAAUACAGUGCAUUUCAACAAAAAACUUGUAACCUUAGAGAACCUCGAGGAGAAAGGCGUGAGGUUAAUUUUUGCGGAUGGUUCUCAAACGACUGCGGAUAUCGUGGUUGGAGGAGAUGGAAUUCGUUCUGUUGUCAGACAGCAUAUAUACCCGGACUAUAAGAUUAAUUAUGUUGGUUCUGUAGGCUGGAGGACAUUGGUCCCUGUCUCGGCGAUCUCUCACAUCCCAGAUAUCUCGCUCACGGUGACCAAUUGGUGGCGUGGUGCUGGCUCUGCAAUCUAUAUGUCUCCUGUAGACGAACUUUCGAAUCUAGAACAUAUGGAAGUCUCGUGCCGUUCGGUUAACGAGCCCGAAGUUCCAGGGGAAACAGUCAGCUGGGGAAAACCAGUUGGUAACGAGAAGGUGUUAUCGCGUUUCCAGGACUAUUAUCCACCAAUGGUUGAAGUUCUUAAGCAAGUUCCCGAAGGUGGAUGGAAAGAAUUCUCUGGAUAUGCAGGGCCAUUUAUAGAGAACCUCACCGGUUGGGGUAAGCUGGUCCUUAUUGGGGAUGCAAGUCAUCCAUCAGGAGGCGGCUUCGGUUCCGGUUCGGCUUUCGCGAUGGAAGAUAGUUGGAUACUCGCUCGGACUAUCGAGUAUUCCCGUUCGAUUUCUGGAGGUGUCGCAGAUGCCUUGAGGAUAUACAAUUCAAUUAGAGCACCAUACUACAAAAAGAUGUUCGAAUUCCGCGAAACCCAACAGUUAUCUCUCAAGAAAUCAGGACAAAAAAGUCGAGAGGGUUUCAAUGAAAGAUUGCGAGAGUUGAUGUCGAAGGACGGACUGGGAGGAAGACGAUCUUCAGAGUUUUUAGAAUUUGUCUAUGGAAGUGAUGUCAAGAAAGUUUGGGAGGAAUAUCUUGAAAAGGAGAACGGAUCACGGAGCGGUAAGCUCUCUUCAUAA